This is a messenger RNA of Laetiporus sulphureus 93-53, 1548 nucleotides long. RefSeq names its product acyl-CoA dehydrogenase NM domain-like protein. NCBI's taxonomy places the organism in Eukaryota, Fungi, Basidiomycota, Agaricomycetes, Polyporales, Laetiporaceae. The record is from RefSeq and is a predicted model, not a curated record. Bases 22 to 1383 code for a protein of 453 amino acids. The transcript has 14 exons. Gene Ontology annotation, molecular function: oxidoreductase activity, acting on the CH-CH group of donors; flavin adenine dinucleotide binding.
UGUCUUCCUUGACUCUCAACCAUGGCGUCUCAUCCUGUCGCUGAAUUGACUUCGCCGUCGGCAUGGGCCAUGGUCGAGGACAAGUUCUCGCCCUAUGCGAAGGAGGUUCUCGCGAAGCUUAUCACCUUCGUCCACGAGGAUGUGAUACCAGCUACGAAAGUUGCGCACGCCCAGCUACCCGCUGACCCGGAGAAGCGAUGGAAGACGGUCAUCCCCACUGUCGCAGAACUGAAAGCCAAGGCGCGCCAGCUCGGCUUGUGGAACCUCUUUCUUAGCAGCCAGCACUACCCUGCAUUUGGGGUGCCCCUCACGAACCUCGAGUAUGCCCUCAUGGCGGAAAUAUUGGGGCGUGGGGGUCAGAUGGCGUCGGAAGCCGUGAACUGUUCUGCGCCUGAUACCGGUAACAUGGAGGUCUUGGCCCGCUACGGCUCACCGGAACAGCAGAAGAAGUGGCUCUUGCCUAUUUUGAAUGGGGAGACGCGGUCAGCCUUUUCCAUGACAGAACGCUUCGUCGCAUCGUCGGACGCCACUAAUAUUCGCACAACAAUACGUCAAGAGGGCGACGAGAUUGUUAUCGAUGGACACAAAUGGUACAUCAGUGGCGCUGGUGACCCCAGAUGUGCUCUGCAUCUUGUGCUGGGUAAGAGCGACCCUGACAACAAAGACCGCUAUCGCCAGCAAAGUAUCGUCAUCGUCCCAGCCAAUGCUCCUGGUGUCAAGGUCGUUCGCGCGAUGCAUGUGUUGGGGUACGAUGACGCGCCGGAAGGGCAUUGUGAGAUCAUAUACGAGAAUGUCCGCGUCCCGCUGGAGAACCUGGUCUUGGGAUGGGGCAGGGGCUUUGAGAUCAUUCAAGGCCGUCUGGGACCCGGUCGUAUCCAUCAUUGCAUGCGGUCCAUCGGAGCCGCUCAAUACGCGCUUGAUUUAAUGAUUGAGCGCGUGACAAAUCCGGCCAAGAAGACCUUCGGCAAGUAUUUGUACGAGCAUGGAACUGUGAUUUCCGAGAUUGCACAUUCCCGUGCCGAGAUCGAGUCGGCUAGACUCCUUGUAUUGAGUGCGGCUCUGCAGAUUGACAAAGCCAAGGCGAAAGGUGCGCUCAAGGAGAUUGGCAUCGCUAAAUUCGUCGUCCCGUCUAUGGCGCUCCGAGUAGUGGAUCGCGCCAUACAAGCAUAUGGCGCGGAAGGUCUAAGUCAAGACACGCCGCUGGCGUUGAUGUAUGCAAAUUUGCGCACGCUGCGCAUCGCCGAUGGCCCUGACGCGGUACAUAUUCAGCAAAUCGGACAAAGAGAGCUGAAGCGUGCUCCCGAUAUUGCUAAGCAGAUGGCUGAGGUGAAGAAGAGGGAAAAGGCGUUGUUCGAGAAGCAUGGAUUGAAAGCUUCACUGUGAGGUUGUGCGAUGUCAGGUUGUUUGCGAUGUUGUGCAUCGUGCUAGUAUGCGUAGUGCGGCCAACCUGCCAUCAAGUUUGGACUCGGAUUUUUGUACAACAUCAAGGGAGCUUCUCCUAAGCAAUCACCCACUAUAGCCUCUCAAUGUACAGGAUGGUUGUCCACC